AGUUGGGACACCUGGCACAUUCCCACAGGUGACGAAUAUUUCUUCCUCGUCUGUCGUACGUGACUUGUGUCGCGUGUCACCAUGUCGGCAGGUGUCUAAGCCUGACCACAGGUAGAUAUUGGAAGAUGAGGAGAAGACGAGUCGGGGAUCAAACGGAUCCUGAUAGGAGGGAUGAUUCCGGGGGUGAUCAUCAGCAGCAAGGACUGGAUGAGAGCCGUGACAGCUCGGUGCAGCAAGCUACCGAAUCUACACAGCUCAGCAAUGAGGACGACUCCUUCAGAUGCACCUGUCGGAUCCCCCGAUGGCUGUUCUGGGGGGUGUUUGCCUUUGUUGUUUCGACAGUAAUCAUGCUGGCCGGUUAUGUUGGGGUGAUGCAUUUUUUCCUGCUCAGACGGAGUAUUGGGGCUUCGACUAGCAUGAUGGAUGAGCUUGGGGUGGACGGUGUUAUGCUGUUCCGCCAGUAUGAUCGUGAUGAUGAUGGCUACCUAUCGCUGGGCGAGUUCGAACCAUUAGCACAUCUGCUGCGUCAAACCAAUGCAAAUGGCUUAGCCUAUGAGUCAACCUUUGAGUACCCAGUUGAGAUUGCAGACACAGAUGAGAUGGUGACAAUCAAGGCUUUCAUGUCUCCCUUAAACCUCAGCACCAUGACCAAAGAUAUGAACUCUAUGUUCAGUGGAAGUUUGGAUGCUCUGAUAGGCUUGAAGAGCUGGCAAAAGCCUAACAUAGCCUGGUUGAAUUUUGGUGUAUCAGAAUUUCAGCCAUUUUUACCAAAGUCGGAAUCUGACUUCCAGCAGCUGGGCAAGGCUUAUGACAUUAUAAUAUUUAGUAAAGGUGGAUUUUUUGAUGCACCUUUAUCAAACAAUCGCUAUUACCCACCUCGAGUGAAGGAUGAGGAAGUUGUCUUCCAUCGUCUGUUGACACUGCUCCAUCCAAGGCCGUUCAUUCACUCCAGGUUCGCCCCUCAGGGCAGUAUUGCCUGUGUCCGUGCCUACAACGACAGAUUUCUGGACAUAGUCUUCAGGAUACAUGCCGAGUUCCAGUUAAAUGAACCGCCGUUUCACCCAUUCUGGUUCACACCAGCACAGUUUACUGGCCGACUCAUUAUCACCAGAAAUGCUUCCAACAUCUAUUAUUUCAACAUGUUUGUACCUGCUACAAAGAAACUCAAUGUUGACAUGGAGUGGCUAAAUGGUCCACGUGAGAUGGAAAACAUGGAGGUAGACAUUGGUUAUUUGCCCCUGAUGGAGCUGAAUGUGACCAGCAGCUCUAUGCCAGCUGUAGUCACAGAGAGAGUGGAGGGCAUGACUGAACCCCAGGCGAUCAGACUGACGGAAACUGCUCUCCCAGAACACCCAGGACUGAAAGACAGUGUUGAAGAGCUGAAAUGGACGGAAGAGAUCUCCAUGGAAGAGGCUGCCCGGAAACUAGAGGUCCAUAUGUACAAGUUCAAGCAGGUGCCCUAUCUCAACUUCUCUGAUGCGUACGUGAGGGCAGCUGCAGAGAAUAAGCUGGUCCAUAGCAUCUUACUGUGGGGUGCGCUGGACGAUCAGAGCUGCUGAGGUUCCGGACGGACUCUUCGGGAGACUGCUCUCGAGAGUUCGUCCGUCCUUGACAUUCUGUCAAAAAAUUUUAUCAGCACUUGGUCCCUGGUUGUUGAUCUCAAGGCCUUGGAAAAGGAUGAGAGCCAACCAGAGGCGGCCUUGCGUGCUAAGCUGGCCUUGGAGGCUUAUGAGUUCCCUGUUGAGAUGAUGGUAGCCUUACCUAAUGGCACUGUAGUGCACCGGGUCAAUGCGAACAACUUCCUUGAUGCGGGCUCGCUGCUUGAUGCAGGCCUAACCACUGAUCCAUCUGGUGCAGUUUACGCCCGUUUUUUGGAAGAUGGUAUGACGAUGGCUCAGCAGGCAACUGAUGGUGCAUAGGCACACUCAUGGCCUGUCAGUCAUACAGCUCUAUCAAGAUGCUCACUCAACAUGAUGGUUGUAAUUGUCUGUGUCUGUGCUUGUAGUAUGUGUGUAAUGCUUAAAGGUUAGGUGAAUAAAGCAUUGACACACCCCAUUGGUCUCAGCAUAUCAAAGCCUGUCAUGAACUUGUUAUGUGUUUACAGUGGUACAUGUUUUGUUAUGUUUACUAGAGGUGUUGGCUCUUUGUGAAAUAGCUUAACUAACUCCAGUAUUUUAUAUGUAUUUAGUAAGGAUAUUAUGUCAUUCUCUAGAAAAGUGUUUAAUUAUGUGAUGUUCAGUGAGUAAAUGGGAUGUAUAUUUACAUAUAUAAUAUAAUAUUGAACCAGCUGUUAUGAGCUAUGCAAUGUUUACCACAUAGAACUGCUUGUUGUUUGCUUACAGGUAGAUUAAGUUACACAUGAACCUCUUCCACCUGUUUCUACCUGUGCAUGGAUAACAUUCUGUUAUAAAAGAAAUGCUGAAUUUGCAUGAAGUGGUGUGAACUCUAUAUUGAGGCACUUGACUGGUACAUUUCUGGACCAGUGUCAAAGUUUACAGAUGGAAUUGCAGUUUCGUCUUCAGCCUCUCUGAAUCAAGAAUAUAUCUGCAUCAGUAUAUGAUAAUUUACCCUACAUUCACCUCUGUAAGGAUUUUGUCUGUUACAAACAUUUCAAAUUGGCUGGCUCUGCUCUAUUGAUCAUCUGAUUGACAGUUACUACAUCUUUAUAUUGUAUUGGUUUCUUUAUUUAUACGACAGCGACCAGCAUUAUUGUGCUAACCAACUGAACCACAGAGGCGCCUUAUAUUGUAUUGAGAACUUGUUUUGUUAUUAUCAGUAUUGAAUGUGUACAUAAUCUUGAAUGGUUAACACAUGUAUCCCUUUAAGUUUAGCAUUCUUUAAUAGCAUGGGUAAGAUUUUAUCUUCAAAAAAAAAAGGAAAAGAGGAAGAAAAUAAAUUGAAGCUAGAAUUAUUUCACUGUGGUCAAAUCAAAACUGCUGAUCUUGUCACCAAAUAAUUCACUGCUGCAGUAUGUUUUAGGAUGUGCUGAAUGUAGGCGUUGUAUUGUGUGUGUACUGUUUAGGACUUGUUCUGUAAGACAGGUGUAAAUGCUUAUGUUGUUACUCAUCAUGUAGACUGAGGGACCUUUCAUGUCGGCAGAUUUUUACAUUUUCAUAUAUUUUUAUAUGACACAUUUUUGUGUAUUGCCAACUCCUUUUUAAGGCAACUAGAGUAAUUUAAAUAGUUGAUGUUGAAUUUUCGAAAUUUUAUUUGUCAUUUGUUUUCUAGCUCUGCUGGACUGAGUGAGUCCCUCAAAUUAUGAUAUGUAUAUAAGUAAUGGCUCAGCACUUAAUCAUCCUUUACAACUCAAUAUCUUGAGUGGUAUAAAAGUCAGCAGUGUACAUUUCAUAUUUAAAUCAAAACGAUAACAAAUGUUUUCUCUAGCUAUAGUGAUUCUUUUUUGCUCAGAAUAGAUUGGAUAAAAUGGCCAUUACUGUGCCAUUGUUUUACCGGUUUUAUCCACUUCAUAGUCUGCUAUUUGCUCAACUCAAAUGCUGAAGAAUGAUUGGCCACACCUCCAUACCCCCUUCCUCAUAUCAAACAUAGAAUGACGACAAGGCCGCAAAGCAGCUCAGCUGCUCAGCCAAGUCUGAUGUACAUGUGUAGAGAGGGAGGGGUUACAGAGGAAAAGGCAGGGUUGUGUUGCCAUGGACAGAGUGAUGAUCCUGUCAACAUAUGAGAGCAGCUUAUGCAUAUGUAGGAAAUUUGCGAUGUUCAUUUCUUGAUUUGUUAAUAAGAGGCCUGAGACUCGUCCUCUUUUUACAGGAAUUCCUUUUUAUUUAUACACAACAUGCUUUAGAAAAAGGUUCAGAAUUUCAUUCAGAAAUGCUAAAAAUAACACCAUUAUAAGUGUUAUAUAUAGUUUCCUGUUUUCAUCUCGCUGUCUGUCUCAUCCCUGUAAUAAACCACUCUUGGUUGUGCAGCCAUCUGCGUCUAAUAUA
Messenger RNA from Liolophura sinensis, 3941 nucleotides. RefSeq names its product selenoprotein N-like. Gene Ontology annotation, molecular function: calcium ion binding. The transcript is spliced from 10 exons. Gene Ontology annotation, biological process: calcium ion homeostasis; skeletal muscle fiber development. The record is from RefSeq and is a predicted model, not a curated record. NCBI's taxonomy places the organism in Eukaryota, Metazoa, Mollusca, Polyplacophora, Chitonida, Chitonidae. Gene Ontology annotation, cellular component: endoplasmic reticulum membrane.